UUUCGUUUUGAUAAAAAGAUUUGAAAUGGAUCCCCCUUCUCUGAUGUCUGAUGGCUCAAGCUGGUCCAAGCUUCCUUUAGAUCUCUUGAUCAUGGUUUUCGAACGUCUUGGUUUUGUAGAUUUUCAACGAACUAAAUCAGUGUGUCUAGCUUGGCUAUAUGCUUCACGAAUGUCAGCGCCAAACAAGCAGAUCCCUUGGCUCAUUAUGUUUCCAGAAAAAGGUAAAGAUUUUUGUCUCUUGUUUAAUUCUGAAGAAAAAGAGAAGAUAUAUAGGAUUCAAAAUCUUGGUGUUGAAUUCGCAAAUAGUCACUGUUUGGCGAUUUAUGGAAGUUGGCUCUUUAUGAGAGAUCCUAGAUAUAAGCUCUAUAUAAUGAAUUUGUUUACUCGUGAGAGAAUUAAUCUUCCGUCUGUGGAGUCUCAAUUUGGUAGGAUAAAGAUUGAACAAAUUAACGAUGAUUUGUUCUAUAGAAAAGUUGAUGAUGAAUAUGAUUACCAUCCUAAAAGACACAUGAUCGAUAUUAGUGACCAUAUAUUAUGGAUAGAUGAUAAGACCAAAGAUUAUGUGGUUAUGUGGUCAUUCGAGUGCGGAUACACAUAUAUGGUUUAUUGCAGAACUGGAGAUAAUAUUUGGAAUUACCGCAGUCUUGAUAUAUCGACUGUUAACAUAGUAUACAAAGAUCAUAAGAUGUACUUGUAUAGUUACACUCGUGAUGUCAAAGUCUUGGAUUUUUGUGAAGAUAUUCCGCGACAAAUCUUUGAAACGCAAGUUAAUUAUGAUAUAUUAAUGGAAAAAGGAUUCAGAAGUGACGUUGAUGAUGUGUUGAAUGAUAAAAAGGAACAUCUUGUAGUCACAUUAAAUGGAGAUGUCCUUAGAGUUAAGAGCAAAAUAUGGGAUAAUAGUGACGUUUGGUCCUUCUGCAUCUACAAGUUGAAUUCUUCUAAUACUUACUGGGAGAAACUCACUUCUUUGGGAGACGAGGCAAUACUUUUGGAUCUAGGUAUCACUGUACUUGCCAACACCAUCGAAGGAAUCAAUAGAAAUUCAAUAUAUUUCAGUGGUUAUCAUCGCCCUCAUUAUUUCAGAUUCGAUCAUGUUUGGAGUGAAAAAGAUAUUUGUGUCUUCAAUCUUGACACACAAGAAGUUGAAAGACCACAUCAAAGUAUUUGUUCGUCCAUUCAAAUAUCUGGUGCACGAUGGUUUGUGCCAAAUUUCAAACAUAUAUGAUUGAUCUCAACUUUAUUGUAUCUUUUCAAUGUUUUUUUUUUAUGUUUGAUUCCCUAAACCUAAACACAUCUAUAUUGGAUAUGUAUCUCUUUUCUUUUGCAACUGUGAAAGUAAAUUAAACAUAUCAUAUCAUAUAUAUAAAAUAUAAUGUUUAAAACUUAUAUUGGAAUAACAUCAAAUUUAGACCACAUCAUGAAAUCAU
Arabidopsis thaliana (thale cress) is the source of this 1427-nucleotide messenger RNA. Its product is annotated as F-box protein (DUF295). The transcript has a single exon. The coding region runs from base 26 to 1225 and encodes 399 amino acids. The record is from RefSeq and is marked reviewed. Lineage: Eukaryota; Viridiplantae; Streptophyta; Magnoliopsida; Brassicales; Brassicaceae.